Messenger RNA from Acinonyx jubatus (cheetah), 7931 nucleotides. It is a transcript of the gene DPP8, whose product is annotated as dipeptidyl peptidase 8. Gene Ontology annotation, biological process: proteolysis. Bases 1162 to 3858 code for a protein of 898 amino acids. The record is from RefSeq and is a predicted model, not a curated record. The transcript has 20 exons. Lineage: Eukaryota; Metazoa; Chordata; Mammalia; Carnivora; Felidae. Gene Ontology annotation, molecular function: dipeptidyl-peptidase activity; serine-type peptidase activity.
CAGUCUGUGAUAAUCAACCUCUCCACUAGCUCUGGACCCAGAAAAGUGAAAUGGCUAGGCUUAAGUGACGCGUGGGGUGUUCAACUGGACGACUGGUUGCCUCUUGGAUUGAAAAUUAAGAAUGACGUUUUAGUGGGUCCAAAUUCAGGAGUCCUGAAGCCGUUCUCUAACCCAACACGCUCUUAUCUGAGUGAGGGGCUUAGUACAUGGGAACAUGUCUUGACAUCUUAGUCCAUCGUUCUUAUGCUAGCAUAGCUUCACCCUUUUCCCUCCAUUGCCACUGACCUUUUCUCACCGCAUCUCCCCUUCACCCACUUGGUGAGCCCAGAAUUAAAACUGAUAACAAAGUAACAAGUGUAAUCACAGCUCCUCCUUUCUUUUUCCUUUUACUAAGCCAAAAUUUCAACAAGCUUAAUGCUUCCUUUUAGGGCAAAGUUACCUAAUUCAAUUGUUUUCAGACUAUAGGUGGAAAGGAAAAGAGCAAAAGUGGAGUGCACUUUAAACGGAUAGCGCAUUCUUCAUCUUAUGAAAAAAAUUAUUAAAUGCAAGUUAGUUCCCUUUCCAUGAAAAUGGCCUGUUUUAUAAUUUUUACUGGUUAUUCUACGGAGUCUGUCUCCACCCAGCUCAGUAUGUAUUAUAAUGUAAAAGCAGGAACAGGAACAAGCACAGAAAAAUACAUUUUAUUAAUCAUCUGUCAUUUUUGAGGAUUUACAGUAGCCACUGAGUAACCUCACAUUUGUAUGCCUUUUAUACUUUUUGAAGGUCUUCCAUAAUUUGCCUUUUAAUGUAUAUAUACAUGUCAGGAUUUAGACUGUGUUUGGAUAUCCUUUUGAGUAAAUUAGGCUGUACAUUUCUGAGAUUUUUAAAAAAUUGUAAUUAUAAUAAUCUAAAAUGUAGAUGGAAAAUAAUUCAGGCAUUACAUAUUACACCAAGAAGGUUAUUUCUGUUUCAGUUUUAAGUACUAUUUGAGAUUUGAGAUUUAAUCUUUUUGGCCACAUAUGCUCCAUUUUAAUAAUGAUCAACAACAGCCUUGUAUCUUAUCUCAUUAUCCUGGUGAGCAGGAUUGGAUGGUGAGAAAAGGAAAGACUCCUGUGAGAAGAGAGCAAGAUGAGCAGAGGGAUCUAUGCUUGAAGUUGAGUCACUUGAAAAAGAUCUCUUUGAAUGUGGAAGAGAUCUGAGCAGAUGAAAAUACAAUCAGGAAAAUGCAACAUGGCAGCAGCAAUGGAAACAGAACAGCUGGGUGUUGAGAUCUUUGAAACUGCAGAGUGUGAGGAGAAUAUUGAAUCACAGGAUCGUCCUAAAUUGGAGCCAUUUUAUGUUGAGCGAUAUUCCUGGAGUCAGCUUAAAAAGCUGCUUGCUGAUACCAGAAAAUAUCAUGGCUAUAUGAUGGCUAAGGCACCACAUGAUUUUAUGUUUGUGAAGAGGAAUGAUCCAGAUGGGCCUCAUUCAGACAGGAUCUAUUACCUUGCUAUGUCUGGUGAGAACAGAGAAAAUACACUGUUUUAUUCUGAAAUUCCCAAAACCAUCAACAGAGCAGCAGUCUUAAUGCUCUCUUGGAAGCCUCUUUUGGAUCUUUUUCAGGCAACACUGGACUAUGGAAUGUAUUCUCGAGAAGAAGAACUAUUAAGAGAAAGAAAACGCAUUGGAACCGUUGGAAUUGCUUCUUAUGAUUAUCACCAAGGAAGUGGAACAUUUCUCUUUCAAGCUGGUAGUGGAAUUUAUCAUGUAAAAGAUGGAGGGCCACAAGGAUUUACUCAACAACCCUUACGGCCAAAUUUAGUAGAGACUAGUUGUCCCAACAUUCGUAUGGAUCCUAAAUUAUGCCCGGCUGAUCCAGACUGGAUUGCUUUUAUACACAGCAAUGAUAUUUGGAUAUCCAACAUUGUAACCAGAGAAGAAAGAAGGCUCACCUAUGUGCACAAUGAGCUAGCCAACAUGGAAGAAGAUCCCAGAUCUGCUGGAGUUGCUACCUUUGUUCUUCAAGAAGAAUUUGAUAGAUACUCUGGCUACUGGUGGUGUCCAGAGGCUGAAACAACUCCCAGUGGCAGCAAAAUUCUUAGAAUUUUGUAUGAAGAAAAUGAUGAAUCUGAGGUGGAAAUUAUUCAUGUUACAUCCCCUAUGUUGGAAACAAGGAGGGCAGAUUCAUUCCGUUAUCCUAAAACAGGCACAGCAAAUCCAAAAGUCACCUUUAAGAUGUCAGAAAUAAUGAUUGAUGCUGAAGGAAGGAUUAUCGAUGUCAUAGAUAAGGAACUGAUUCAACCUUUUGAGAUUCUGUUUGAAGGAGUUGAAUAUAUUGCCAGAGCUGGAUGGACUCCAGAGGGAAAAUAUGCUUGGUCCAUUCUACUAGAUCGCUCCCAAACUCGCCUACAGAUAGUGUUGAUCUCACCUGAAUUAUUUAUCCCAGUAGAAGAUGAUGCCAUGGAAAGACAGAGACUCAUCGAGUCGGUGCCUGACUCUGUGACGCCACUGAUUAUCUAUGAAGAAACAACAGACAUCUGGAUAAAUAUCCAUGACAUCUUUCAUGUUUUUCCCCAAAGUCAUGAAGAUGAAAUUGAAUUUAUUUUUGCCUCUGAAUGCAAAACAGGUUUUCGUCAUUUAUACAAAAUUACAUCCAUUUUAAAGGAGAGCAAAUAUAAACGAUCCAGUGGUGGGCUGCCUGCCCCAAGUGAUUUCAAGUGUCCUGUCAAAGAGGAAAUAGCAAUUACCAGUGGUGAAUGGGAAGUUCUUGGCCGGCAUGGAUCUAAUAUCCAGGUUGAUGAAGUCAGGAAACUGGUGUAUUUUGAAGGCACCAAGGACUCUCCUUUAGAACAUCACCUGUAUGUGGUCAGUUAUGUAAAUCCUGGAGAGGUGACAAGGCUGACUGACCGUGGCUAUUCCCACUCUUGCUGCAUCAGCCAGCAUUGUGACUUCUUUAUAAGUAAGUAUAGUAACCAGAAGAAUCCACACUGUGUGUCCCUUUACAAGCUAUCAAGUCCUGAAGAUGACCCAACUUGCAAAACAAAGGAAUUUUGGGCCACCAUUUUGGAUUCAGCAGGUCCUCUGCCUGACUAUACCCCUCCAGAAAUUUUUUCUUUUGAAAGUACUACUGGAUUUACAUUGUAUGGGAUGCUGUACAAACCUCAUGAUCUACAACCUGGAAAGAAGUACCCCACUGUGCUGUUCAUAUAUGGUGGUCCUCAGGUGCAGUUGGUGAAUAAUCGAUUUAAAGGAGUCAAGUAUUUCCGCUUGAAUACCCUAGCCUCUCUGGGUUAUGUGGUUGUAGUGAUAGACAACAGGGGAUCCUGUCACCGAGGGCUUAAAUUUGAAGGCGCCUUUAAAUAUAAAAUGGGUCAAAUAGAAAUUGACGAUCAGGUGGAAGGACUCCAAUAUCUAGCUUCUCAAUAUGAUUUCAUUGACUUAGAUCGUGUGGGCAUCCAUGGCUGGUCCUAUGGAGGAUACCUCUCCCUGAUGGCAUUAAUGCAGAGGUCGGAUAUCUUUAGGGUUGCUAUUGCUGGGGCCCCAGUCACUCUGUGGAUCUUCUAUGAUACAGGCUACACGGAACGUUACAUGGGCCACCCUGACCAGAAUGAACAGGGCUAUUACUUAGGAUCUGUGGCCAUGCAAGCAGAAAAGUUUCCCUCUGAACCAAAUCGUUUACUACUUUUACAUGGGUUCUUGGAUGAGAAUGUCCAUUUUGCACACACCAGUAUAUUACUGAGUUUUUUAGUGAGGGCUGGAAAGCCCUAUGAUUUACAGAUCUAUCCUCAGGAGAGACACAGCAUAAGAGUCCCUGAAUCUGGAGAACAUUACGAACUGCAUCUUUUGCACUACCUUCAAGAAAACCUUGGAUCGCGUAUUGCUGCUCUGAAAGUGAUAUAAUUUUGACCUGUGUAGAACUCUGGUAUACACUGGCUGUUUAACCAAACGAGGAGGUUUAAUCAGUAGAAAACACGGAAUUGAUCAACACAUUUUGGUACCUGCCAUGUAACAUCAACUCCAGAAAGUAUAAUCGGUGCCGUGCAGGCGUCUACAGCUUGUGGAUAGUAAUCUAAUACCUUAACCAUACACACCCAAAAUUGAAUGACACCUAUUUCUAAAGGACCCAGCAAUACCAUGAGAAUCACUGAAGGAAAUAAGACAUUAGCACCAUAUAUCCAUACUACCUUAUUUUCACUUCUAAUAGCAUUAUAAACCUCAUGGACUUAAUUAGUGUAUUUUUACAGUAUACUUCUGAGUUUGUUAAAAUAUGAUGAUAUUAGUGAUUGGUUUGGUUCAAUUCCAGAAUCUCUGACUAGUUACAGAUUUGAUAGCACUUAAAUGUAAUUGAAUAGCUUAUGCUUCAUUGCUUGGGGUGUAUCCAGCAUGUUAUGAACUAAUCACUAUUAAACCUAUGACUUUUAACCAGUCAUUAAUGAUUUUUCAAGGAUAACUUAGUGGCCUCCUAAAGACACUUAUUUUGUUUCAUUCAAGCUCUGACCAAUUUUAGCCAAUUUCAACUGUAUCUAGUAUAAAUAGUUCUCUCUGAUGAUAUGACAGAGUGGGCUUUUCCUUUCAUACAACGGCAAGUAACUGUACAUGUAGCAUGGUUUAAUUAGUCUUACAAUAUUGAUAAUUACAGGCGGAAAAAUUUUAAAUGGUUAGAGCUUAAAUAUUUGCAGGCAAUUUCUUCUCCUUUAAGAAAAGGAAAAAGUACACCUUACUCUUCAGAAAAUUUAGUGGUGCCAGUUUCCAUUGGGUAUUUCCUUAUUGAAAGGUUUCAGAAUUUUAGGUGAUGGAAGGGAAUUGUGGUAGGGUUGGGGAUACUAGGGUGUGUAAAAUGACAGGGAGAGGAGAAGGGUCUGCUUAACAACUAAGUAGAAGUAUAAUUUGACCAAAAAUACUCAUGCAAAAGUUUUGGGGGGGUGAAAUUGAAACUCCUAGAAUGUUAGUUACAGAAACCAGAAUUAAGAAAUCACUCUCUUACCAGCGCAGUUACAGACCGAUGUUAUUCAGGGAGAAAAAGUUACUUAGUUACUUCUCUAAUUCUAAGUUUUUGUUAUUUUCCUCUUAAUUUUGGAAACUUUACAGAUUUAAACUUUCUCUAUCCUUUUUAAAUUAUUUGAGCAUAAUUUAGGUAUUGUGAGCUUAAAGAGGUUUCCAGACAACUUCUUUACCACAAACUGAUCCCCAGCCAGCCAUGGCUCUCUUUUUCAGUGUUCAAAGCCUCUAAGCAGCUUCUUGAAUGGCCAUGACAUUUCCUGGUUUAGCCCUAGCACUUGACUGUUAAGGGAGCUCAUAGGCUUUUCAGGUGCUGAUUGGAAUCUGUCAUCUUAGAGUCUUGGGGUGUUAGAUGGGUCACAUUGCCAGCGGCAAAGAAGAUACCUAUGAGUUUGACCCUUUUUAUCACAAGCCUCAGUGUUUGGAAAGUUGUUACCAGUACUUUUAAACAAUGCUCCAAAAAAGUUGCUGUUUUUCUUUCUCACCACUACAGAGUAGAUUUCUCCCAUAGAGAGCACAGCCUCCAUCAGGAAGGAUGAUGACUGUGCGUCAGAGGUGAAUUCAUCACUGAGGGCCAAGUGGGAGGUGGGGGAGGUCCAGAAAUGGCAAGGUGACCUGGUGGCUCUGUCCUUGGGAAGGGGAUUGGGUUUUGCUGUUUGUGUAUUUAUACUGUAUCAUAGGUACCACACUUUUCCUUAUUGUCUGUGUAUGUAUUGAUUUCUUUGUUUAUAUUUUCCCAUGCCAAGGUCUGUUUAUAUUUUUUUCAAUGUUAAAUUAAAUUGAUUUGGGUAAUUUUUCUUCCCAAGAAAGUAUUUUCCCCCUUGAUUUAAGUAUAUAUCUGACUAUCGAAGGUGGUUUUUGUUUGUGAACUGGUUGGCCCCCAGGGAUCUAUCCUUAUAUAAUAUGCAAAGUAGAAAUGGUAUACAGUGGCUUUUAGACAUCUACUCAUUUGAAACCUCUUGCCCGUUAAAGCUAUUUCUUCAAAACGGUGUCUCUCAUUUUACCAAAACAAACCUAAAAGAACCUCAUGUGCUCUUGAAUUCACCAGUGUUUUCCUUUUGCAUCUUCCUUCUCCUUUCCUCAUAUCACAAGGAAUGCCUCUGUUAUAACCCCCAGUUCAUUAAAUGCCAUUCUCCUUGUGUAAGGGGGAAAAAUACAGGGCUGAAUUCACUUGCAGAAAGACAGUUUGAGUUUUAUUUUAAAAACCGAUGAGGAAAACAUCCUAGUCCAUCCAAGCAAUCAGUCGAAAUCUCACUGAAACUAUUUGUACCCUGUCAAUGGGGAACAUUUUAAAAGGCAAGAGUAUAUAAAAGUAGCAACAGUUUUGGUUAAGAACCAAAAAGCAGUAGGUUAAGUAUCAAAUGGGGCGGCUUUUGCAGGCUUGAUAAGUAGGUACACUUGAGCAACCAUCGCUGGGAUGGUGGCUUACGUGUUGAGCGCGAGGACUCAAUCUAAGAAUCUUCUGGGAUGCUUAGAAAAAGAAAUGCAGUCUUGAACCUUACGCUUAGAACUUUAAAUUUGGUUGAUUUGGGUGGAGACCAGGAAUCUGCAUUUCUAACCGCCUUUCCUAGGUGAUUCAAAGUUGUUUGUGGGCUACUUUCACAGACUCUUCUGUAGAGAAUGGAAUUGGAUUAAGAGUAUAAUAGGUGAUUUUUACACUGGACUGAUUUACAAAAACCUAAAGCAAUAGUCAAGGACAGCCGCUCAUCUGUGAUCAUGCCUGGGCCCUUCUCACUCUGAAAGCAGCAGAAAGGUAUCGCUAACUAUGUCUCCUCUUUGUCUGGAGAUUUCGUUUUGGAAUGAAGGUUCUUCCCUCAAUGCCGUUCCUGGCUCAUUUCCAAAGCCUCAUACUAGAGGAUGGAGUCACAAGGCAUGCAUUACUUUGUAAAGGAAUGAGAUACAGAUAUUGAUGCUUCCUUUUUUUACUACUUAUUUUAUUCCUUACAGAAGGUGUAGCCCACCUGUCUGUAACAUAAUUCUCUCUUUAGGUGGAAUGGUUCCUAUAAGAUCUCCCAUUUAUUAUAGAAGCCUAAAUUUUUAAGCUGUUGCAUCUUUGAUAUAAUGUAAUGUUCUCAUCUGUUGGAGGAGGAACCGACAUAGAGAAGAGAAAAUAUACCCAUUGCCACGCGGCCGGUGACUGCUCAGCUGGUACUAGACUCCAUCCGGAUGCCCUGACUCACGGUAGUUAAAUGAUAGAUAGAAAAGGCAAAUUUUUAAAGAAGUAUUUAUUAAUAUAUUCCUAUGAAACAUUUUAAAGAUAACAUAAAAUGGUUAAUUUUUCCAUUCUGAAGUAAAUGCUAAGCAUGCUUAUUACUGAAGCAGUACUUCUAAUUAGUAUAUGACAUUCUGAAGUUAAUUAAAACUGUUAGACUAAAUGUGUCUUCCUAGUAGUGAGGGAUUUGGGAAUUGGGGUGUAGAAUAGAGUGCUUGCUUAAGCCUGAGAGCCUAACUUAGAGCUAGUUGAAGUAAGAAAAGAGACAUGGCCAUAUCUAACUGAGAUUUUGAGGUGAGUGUCCGCUUCCAGCAGACAUGAAGGAAUAAAGAAACUUCCCUGACUCCCACUUUCCCAACUCUCCCCAGCCUCACCUAUCCGUCUUGCAGCCUAAAAUAUGGAAACGUUAGUGCAAGGUGCCGGUUCCUGCUUCUCUUAUUUCGUCAAGAGACAGUUCUAGGUAAUCAUUUCAGAAGUCCCUCACAGAGAGAAAAAGGAAUAUUUGUAUGUUUGUUUCUGGAUAACCCAAAUACAAAUUUAUGUUGUAUUCAGCACAAUUGGAGUUCAGGUCUUUAAUUUUAGAAUAUAAAGUGCCUGCUGUUUUAAGCAUUGACUUGUAUAAAAAGAAUUGCAUGUCUCACUCCAGUAAGUUUAUGGGUUUUCUCAUUUUCAGCUACAUGGCUUUUAAUCAUGUAAAGUGAAACAUUAGUUUUGUUGCAUUUUAUUACAGGUUCUUUGUUGCAAUAAAGAUGCUGCUAAAUUA